GCCCAGCGACAUCUUUGUCAGGGAGCAAAAUGGCGUCCUACUGUAUGACUGUCAGUAGAUUAAGGCUUGUCCUGGGUGAUGGGGCCAGACGACUUCAUGUCUCUGCUGCCCUCAGUGCAAAAGCGAAAGUGGCGAUGAGCCGCUUUGAGGCCGGCUCUGCCGUCAACUAUGGGAAGCUGCUCGACAACAUCAGCAUCGUACGCAAGAGACUGAACCGCCCCCUCACUCUGUCUGAGAAGAUUGUGUAUGGUCACCUUGAUGACCCGGUGGGUCAGGAGAUCGCUCGAGGCCGUACGUACUUGCGUUUAAGGCCUGACCGGGUGGCCAUGCAGGACGCCACAGCACAGAUGGCCAUGCUGCAGUUCAUCAGCAGUGGACUCCCCAGAGUGGCCGUGCCCUCCACCAUUCACUGUGACCACUUGAUAGAGGCCCAGAUUGGUGGAGUUCAGGACCUUCAGAGAGCCAAGGAAGUGAAUCAGGAAGUCUAUAACUUCCUGGCUACAGCUGCAGCCAAAUACGGUGUUGGCUUCUGGAAACCAGGAUCAGGAAUCAUUCACCAGAUUAUCCUGGAAAAUUAUGCGUACCCUGGAGUGAUGCUGAUUGGCACAGACUCACACACACCCAACGGUGGCGGUCUUGGGGCCAUCUGCAUUGGAGUGGGAGGAGCUGACGCCGUGGAUGUCAUGGCAGGAAUUCCAUGGGAGCUGAAAUGUCCCAAUGUGAUUGGGGUGAAGUUGACAGGCAGUCUUUCUGGUUGGACGUCUCCUAAGGAUGUCAUUCUGAAAGUUGCGGGCAUUCUGACUGUGAAAGGAGGUACAGGUGCUAUCGUGGAAUACCAUGGACCUGGAGUCGACUCCAUCUCCUGCACAGGCAUGGCAACUAUCUGUAAUAUGGGAGCUGAGAUUGGAGCCACAACAUCCGUGUUCCCUUACAACCACCGCAUGAAGACCUAUCUGGAGAAAACCGGACGCAAAGAGAUUGCUGAGCUGGCUGAUGAGUAUAAAGACUGUUUGGUUCCUGACUCAGGCUGCCACUAUGACCAGCUUAUUGAGAUCAACCUGAGUGAGCUAAAACCUCACAUCAAUGGACCCUUCACUCCUGACCUGGCUCAUCCAGUGUCUGAAGUUGGAGCUACAGCUCAGAAGAAUGGCUGGCCAGUCGACAUCAAAGUGGGUCUGAUUGGUAGCUGCACAAACUCCAGCUAUGAGGACAUGGGCCGUGCAGCCUCACUGGCUAAACAGGCUCUGGAUCGUGGCCUGAAAUGCAAAGCCCAGUUCACUGUCACCCCUGGAUCAGAACAGAUCAGAGCCACCAUUGAGAGAGAUGGAUAUGCUAAGGUCCUAAGGGAUGUGGGCGGUGUGGUUCUGGCUAAUGCGUGUGGACCGUGCAUUGGGCAGUGGGACAGACGUGAUGUGAAGAAAGGUGAAAAGAACACCAUUGUUACCUCCUUCAACAGAAACUUCACUGCCAGGAACGAUGCAAAUCCAGCCACUCACGCUUUCGUCACCUCACCUGAGAUCGUCACUGCUCUGGCGAUAGCAGGCACUCUGAACUUUAACCCGGAGACAGAUUACCUGACUGAUUCUAAAGGAGAGAAAUUUAAGCUGGUGCCCCCUACGGGUGACGAGCUGCCAUCACGAGACUUCGACCCUGGAGAGGACACAUACCAGCACCCACCCACAGAGGGGGGGUCAGUCAGAGUGGAUGUGAAUCCGCAGAGCAACAGACUGCAGCUGCUCGAGCCCUUCCUGAAAUGGGAUGGUAAAGACCUGGAGGACUUGCAGGUGUUGAUUAAGGUGAAGGGGAAGUGUACUACAGAUCACAUUAGUGCUGCUGGGCCAUGGCUGAAGUUCCGUGGUCACCUUGACAACAUCUCCAACAACCUGCUGAUUGGUGCGGUGAAUAUCGAGAAUGAUGCUGUCAACAAGAUCAAGAACCAGCUGACUGGAGAGUACGGUGGUGUGCCAGAUGUGGCUCGUUUCUAUAAGGCUAACGAUGUGCAGUGGGUGGUUGUGGGAGAUGAGAAUUACGGUGAGGGCUCCAGCAGAGAGCAUGCUGCUCUAGAGCCACGACACCUGGGAGGAAGAGCCAUCAUCGUCAAGAGCUUUGCCAGAAUCCAUGAGACUAACCUUAAGAAGCAGGGCCUACUGCCUUUGACCUUUUCAGACCCUCGGGACUAUGACAAGAUCCGCCCUGAUGACAAGAUUUCCAUCAUUGGUCUGAAGUCCUUCGCCCCAGGCAAGCCUCUGACAGCAGUGCUGAAACACUCUGAUGGCAGUUCAGAAAGCGUUGUGCUCAACCACACCUUCAACGAGACGCAAAUUGAGUGGUUCCAGGCUGGCUCCGCCCUCAACAGGAUGAAGGAGCUCCAGAAGUGAACAGCAGGCGGAGCCAGGACAGGAGUUGGAGAUGGGUGGGGUCAUGUAAAUGAUGGGGAGAAAAUGCACAUUCAGCGGAUAGUUUGUAAUCAACUAGGCUAGUAGUGGAUUACCCACAAACCCAUUAUAGAGCACAGUCUACACCUCACUCAUACAUACACACACAUACACAUAUAACAGGUCGCUGUACAGAUUGAACGCGCACACCAGACACACCACACACACACUCCCUCAGGAUUACUGUAUUGUGCAGACAAGGCAGGCGCACACACACAUACGCAUGCGUGCUUUUUUGUUUUUUGUUUUUUUUAAUGUAUUAACUGAACCUUGUCCACACCAUGUCUGUCUAGCACUUCUUAUUUUCAUAGUGACCACACUGUCAUUGUGUUACUGUAGCUGGUGUAUAGACACUCCCACAACUCAGUCUUUUCUCUCUCACAUCACUCUUCACUCCUUUAGCCGUCCUGUGAAAAUAGCUGCUUCCGCGUUGGUGAAUCCGCUUUUGGCUGCUUCUGCCUGUGGCCUGGACCUGUAUCUAAAAUGAAUGUUAGGCUGAAUCUCUUGUGUAGUGCAAUAUGUAGGUCACCUAUUUAGUGUGUUAUGUGUUUUUAAGCUAUAGUUUCACGACUAUAGCACUCUCCAGGGAGUAGGGAGCUAUUAUAAUGUUCUCUAGAUUUCUGAGUAGUGAGGCCAGAUGUGAUAUUGUAAUGAAAAUACACGUCUGGUAACAACAAGUCAUUAAAUGUUUGGUGCUGGAUUGCAGUGAAAUUCGGCACUAGCAAGGAUACACUCCCUCCAAAGCCUCCCCAAAUUCCUCGAGUCUGUUUAGCUAAAACGCUAAGCUAUUGGAAUUGCUUUUCCUGAACACAGGUGCCAAUUCUCUGCACAUCAUAAUUAUUCUGGCUGUAUGGCUGUAAAUGUAAAUGGCAGAGGCUGCAAACAGCUGCUAGUAAACCACUGUUCACUUUUGCCACCAUUCCAGUAGCAUCUUUUAAAGCUAAAGUAUAAUCUGAUAACUGUUUUUCUCUUGCAAGAGGUAAUGUUUAUUUUUACUGCAUGUAAUGUGUUAGCCUCACAUCUGGAGUUUUUUUGGUGGGACUUUUCAGCCAUGCCUAACAUCCUUGGCCUAACGACAGCCUUGUUGUCAGAGUGCACCAUCACCCUCUAUGAUGUUGGAUUGGUUUCAAAAUUACACACUCCGCUUGUUCCCUCCCUAAUAAGUAAACAUUUCCACCUACAUUUAGCCCAGAACUUCUCAUUUUUAUCCUUAGACGUUGACUUCUAGGGCCACAAGACUGCUGAAUUGGUUACUGAUUUGAAUGUUACACUGAAAACACUUCCAAAAAUAGAGCUCUUCUAAAAUUCUGGAUUACUUGAUCAGGGAGGCAACUUCUGUAUAAAGUGGUCUUGAGCUGAGUGGAUUUCCCCCCCAGCUAAUCUCAGAGCUGUCUUUGGUAGAUGCCAGAGUUAACUCACUAACCCACGAGUAAAACUUUGCACCAGUAUAGAUCACCGAAUUGGCACUCCAUCUAGAGAAGAUGCAGGUUAGAUUUGCCUCAGUUGUAGUCACUGCUUGUGUGGCAAACCUAGCAUUCAGAGUGAAGGCUGAAUUGGAUGAGAGCUACUCCAUAAUGAAUGCUAAUUAUUUUUGCUAAUGAUUUCUGCGUUGGAAAUGGCCUGUUUUACCACUCCAUUCCUGUAGUACUGUUGUGUGAUCACUCCAUGAGUCUCAGAUCAUCUUUAGAAACUGUUUUCUCAGCUUGUGUGUGUGCAGCCUUGUCCUCCAGCUUGUCAUGUUGAUGACCCCACUCUCUGUGCUGACUCACUUCCUGUCUUCACUGGUUACCAUCUUGUCUUGUUCUAAGAAACCAAACGUACAACAGCGGUCUGUAGGCUGUGUUUUAACACAUGGCCUAUCACACAUACACAACUUUAUGAGUCACUCCUUAUCAAUAGCUAAUUUACAGUUGUUUAAGUCUCUAUUACAAGCUUUUACUGCUAGCAAAAUGACUACAUCUUUAAAACUUGAAGAAUCAGUAGUGGUUUGCCUGAAUGUGAUCAUAUUUAGUAAGAUGUAAGUGAAGGGUGAAGUUUUUGAAUGGCUGUUGAAGAGAACUGCAGCUGAAUGUCAGUCAGAUUAAAAGGUAAUUCCACUGAUUUUUCAACAUUGGUUAAAGUCUGGAUUUUUGUAAUGAGUUAAAAUUUUCUUGUAUAAAACUCGAUAUCAGUCAUUUCAGUUUAAAAUGUUAAAAAAAAUCCCAGAGUCUCAAAACAAGCAUGUACACAUACAAAUAGUCUGAGAACAUUCAUUGAUGUUAUUAGAUUGUAAUGGCGUACUUUAAGUGCGAAUGUGGAAAGCACUUGUGGAUUGACUAAUUUAACUUAUAUUUUUCAGAGCCUGUGGUUUAGUUUUCAGGACCCACUUUAAAGUGUUGAGCUACAUUUUAAGUGAAGGUUUCCUUCUGAAAAAUUGGUUUUAGUCUUGGACUAGGCUGGAAACCCAGAUCCUGAUAUUCUAAAGUUGUAAAUAGCUUGUUUGAAGUGCUUUUCGAUUGGGAUAAAAAGGGAGAACCUAGUUCUGUAAGAUUCAACAGAAUGGCUGUGCACCUUUUGAUUUCCCAUCGUUUAUGAACUGUAUCUUUAAUUUCAUGAGAUUGAGAUGUAUUAUUAUACAGGGUGAGCUUGUUAUUGUUCUUGUAGUAAACUCAUUCGAUGCUGACUGCUUGAGAUCUAAGCCUCGGUUUCUUUCCUCUGUUUCCUGCAUUAACCUCCAACAAUACAACUAGAAUCAAGCAUAAAAACAAGCAUUAUAGUCUGUUGUAGCUUUAGAAUAACAGGUUUGCUCUGUGAAGUGUUCAGAAUUAUGUGCAGUUCUCGCUCACUGAGCCAAACUGCUGCAAACCGCCCUGUCCUGACCAGGCUUGUGGUCAGCACCUGUGAAAUGACUUGCCAGCUGUACGAUGUUAUUAAAAACCCACAUCUGUGUGCCAGUGAUGUAAUGUGCUUUAGACCUGUAAUAGCGACUGAAAUUUUACUGUACACUCACAAGUGCACAUGCAUUGUCAACUGAACUGACCUGUUAUUGAUAUCAUUUCCUAACAUCUGGUAUCUCAUCUACAUCCAAGAAUUUGUCAAGAUCUGUCUCCAUGUCUCUUUCUGGUUUUAAUAUUGAUUUUUUUUUUUUUUCUCUAGAAGGAUGUGAUUUGAAAGCUUGCAGUUUUAUUGCUGGCAGAGGUGUUGAUGAAGGAGUCUAGAGAAUUUCCUAAAUUAAUCACAAUAAAAUAUUUCAGAUGAUGGUAA
Messenger RNA from Colossoma macropomum (tambaqui), 5678 nucleotides. RefSeq names its product aconitase 2, mitochondrial (gene aco2). Gene Ontology annotation, biological process: tricarboxylic acid cycle. Gene Ontology annotation, cellular component: mitochondrion; cytosol. The record is from RefSeq and is a predicted model, not a curated record. The transcript has 17 exons. The coding region runs from base 30 to 2378 and encodes 782 amino acids. Gene Ontology annotation, molecular function: 4 iron, 4 sulfur cluster binding; aconitate hydratase activity. NCBI's taxonomy places the organism in Eukaryota, Metazoa, Chordata, Actinopteri, Characiformes, Serrasalmidae.